CUAAUAUAUAUCAACAAUUUUCUCCAUAGUUUGUAUACUCACCCUCUCAUUUCCCUUAGUCAUCAUGGCUUCUUUAGCACUUGUACUCACUCUUCUCUUUUUGGGUAUCUCAACUUUACAAGCCGAGUACUAUACACCUAGUAAAAAUUAUGUACCUUCUACUACUAAAAAAACCAUGAAUGUAAUCGAUUCUUGUUGGCGUACCAAGUCAAACUGGGCCAAGAACCGCUACGCAUUAGCUGAUUGUGCUGUCGGCUACGGCAAAGCGGCUAUCGGAGGGAAAAAUGGUGCGAUAUACGUCGUUACUAAUCCGUCGGAUGACCCGGUAAACCCUAGACCGGGUACACUAAGGUAUGGUGCAAUCCAAUCCAAACCACUAUGGAUUAUUUUCUCCAAGGACAUGAUUAUAACACUAAAGAAUGAACUUAUGAUCAAUAGUUACAAGACUAUAGAUGGAAGGGGUGCAAAAGUGGAAAUUGCAUAUGGACCUUGUAUAACAAUUCAACAUGUUAGUCAUGUGAUUAUACAUGGGAUUAGCAUCCAUGAUUGUAAGCCGGGGAAAAAGGGCAUCGUCCGGGAUAGUCCGGUGCAUGCCGGCCAUCGUAACGGUGCCGACGGAGAUGGCAUUGAUAUAUUUCAAUCGACUAAUGUUUGGAUCGACCAUUGUUAUCUUGCACGUUGCACCGAUGGACUUAUUGACGUUAUUCAUGCUUCUACUGCAGUUACCAUUUCCAACAACUACUUCACUCAGCAUGAUAAAGUUAUGUUAUUUGGGCACAAUGAUAACAAUGUAGAAGACAAGGUUAUGAAAGUCACGGUAGCCUUCAACUACUUUGGCCCUGGUUUAAUUGAAAGAAUGCCAAGAGUGAGGCUAGGUUACGCUCAUGUGGCCAACAACCGGUAUGAAAAAUGGUUGAUGUAUGCUAUUGGUGGAAGUGCUAAUCCAACCAUCUUUAGUGAAGGAAAUUAUUUCUUGGCAUCUAAAUCCACACAAGUUACAAAGAGGGAAGUUAAGAAUGGAUGGAAGAGUUGGAAGUGGAGGUCUUCAAGGGAUAAAUUCUUGAAUGGAGCCUAUUUUAUACCAUCUGGUUAUGGGACUACUAAUCCAUAUUACUCAAAGGCUCAAUCAUUUCCUGUGGCUGAUGGAUCUAUGGUUCCUUCUUUAACUGGUGAUGCUGGACCUUUGCGUUGUACUACCUAUAAAUGUUAACCUUUUUUUUUUUGGCCUGGAGUGCACAAUUGUUUGUGUUAUUUAUGCACUAAUUUUAUUUUAUUUACUUCUACCAAAUGGGAAGUCUUAAAAAUCAGAAUCCCUGAGAAUGAGAUGAGUACUGUGUUGAGAUCCAUUUUGGAUAUGGUAUUGAUCAUUAAAAAAACUUUCAUGUAAAUAUAUGAGUAGUAUAUAUAGUUGGAAAGAUCUAUUCAAUUGCUCUUUCCCUUUUUUGCUUAAGUUGAAUAAAUAAAUUAUAUUCGCAAGUCUGUACUGUUAGUCACUA
Molecule: messenger RNA, 1496 nt
Organism: Solanum dulcamara
Lineage: Eukaryota; Viridiplantae; Streptophyta; Magnoliopsida; Solanales; Solanaceae
Product: probable pectate lyase 16
Exons: 4
Coding region: 65-1210 (381 amino acids)
Molecular function (GO): pectate lyase activity
Source: RefSeq, a predicted model, not a curated record